Molecule: messenger RNA, 1116 nt
Organism: Porites lobata
Lineage: Eukaryota; Metazoa; Cnidaria; Anthozoa; Scleractinia; Poritidae
Source: the annotation of a GenBank genome assembly
AUGAGGCGGCGGCUGUUUUUGCAGAAUAUCUUGAUGGAAAAGGGGAAGUGGAACUUAGCAAGACUGGUGUGGCACCAGAAAAUAGACCCCAAAGUGAAAAAAGUGACGAGGUUGAUUAGUGUAAGAAAGAAAGUGAUCACUUUUGAUGACCAAAACGCCUGUAGUAAUGUGCGAUCUGUCAGGAAUAGAGCACCUGAUGAAUUUUCAACUUUCAUGGAAAAGCCAGGUGAUUUUCACACGGAGGGCUACUUAGCUCAAUGUUGUGGUAAAAUGCUUGGCCCUGGUGGAUUCUAUUAUGUGAUGAGACAGUUGCUAGGUAGACAUCAGGUAACAUCAAAAAGUUUCCAAAAAAUAAUUAAAGAAGGAAAUUUGGAACGCAACAUUGAUGCAUUGAAAGAUUUUACAUGGGGUAUGGCCAUUGCUGUGGUAAAAGAAUUUGAAACAUCUGUCUAUUUUCCAAGCAAAGAUCGGCUGCACCAUGGUGAGGGUGACACAGAUCUAUUAUGCAGAAGGUUCCAAGGAUGGCGCGACGAGAGCUCCAGCAGGGAUGCAGUUUUUUCAUACCACAAACAAAAUCUAUUAGAUCAUCUAUUCCUUUUAGACUUUUUCCACACUAGUGUUAGGUGUGGUAAUGGAAAAGCCCUGGAAGCUUGUUACUUUCUUUUGGCUCCGAUUUUUUUUUCAAUGAACAAGAAGAACUACAAAGAUGAAGCAUUUGUGCACAUUGUGAACAUUAUGUGUACAUGGCCCCUUGCAUUGAUGGAAACCCUACGGAGAAACAGAACAAUUUCAUUGUCAGGUCGUCCAGGCCAUGAUUUGGCAGAUGACGAAUUCAUAGAGGAGAGACUGGUAAGAAGAACAAAGAUGUAUGCAAAAAAACAAGCAACAGUCCAGGGAUUAGAGAGAAUAAGUCUUAUUCUUGACUUCUGUGCAGAGCUUGAGGCAGCUUUCAAAGCUGCCUAUGAUGUGAGAUCGCCCAAAAAAAACAUGUACCAGAUUCAACAAGUGAGCAUGUUAAAGUUGCCUGGUUUGCUGUACAAGAACAGUGGUUUUGUGAUAAAGGGAGAGUGGAAGUUCCCACCUACCCAAGUAACAAGAAGGAGUUGCCAUCAGUGA